Alligator mississippiensis (American alligator) is the source of this 1077-nucleotide messenger RNA. It is a transcript of the gene FAM174A, whose product is annotated as family with sequence similarity 174 member A. The transcript is spliced from 3 exons. The coding region runs from base 53 to 466 and encodes 137 amino acids. Lineage: Eukaryota; Metazoa; Chordata; Crocodylia; Alligatoridae. The record is from RefSeq and is a predicted model, not a curated record.
CCGGCCGCGCUUAGGCCGCGGGGCGCGGGGAGGCGGCGGCCGGGCCGGCGCCAUGGGGCCGGCGCUGCGCUGGCUGCUGGCCGGGCUGGUUCUGGGCGCACUGGGCGCGGAGCCCCGGGCCGAGCAGCAGCAGCCCCGCUCGCCGUCCCUCACCGCCGCCCCCGGCGGGGCCACGCCGAGCGGCGGCAGUAGCAGCAGCAGCGGUAGCGGCCUGCCUGCCGUGUCGGCGCCGGCCCCGCAGACCCCGCCCAUGACCCAGCGCGCCCUGUCCGUGCUCGUGCUGGCCAGCGCCGCCCUCAUUGUCUACUUCGUCAUCCGGACCGUGCGGCUUAGAAGAAGAAACAGAAAGACUCGAAGAUAUGGAGUUCUGGACACUAACAUAGAAAACAUGGAGUUGACACCCUUAGAACAAGAUGACGACGAUGAUGAUACAACGCUGUUUGAUGCCAAUCAUCCUCGAAGAUAAGUGCGUGCCUUUCAGAGAGAGAAUUUAAUCUUAGCUACAGAAGAAGAAUGUUACCUGGAAGGAAUAAGAAGCCAAUAUAUUUCCAGGGUUUGGGGGAGGGCUGGAGGGAGGAAGAGGUGAUGGUGAUGGGUAUUUAAACUGUGUAUAUUAUGACAUCCCUCAUUUGUUGCAAUAAAUACUGUAACAAUUUGUUGUACCUUUUUGUAUAUAUAGAAUACUCUAAAUUCAAAGCUUAUGGAAAGUGUGUGCACUAUUUGGAAACAGUUGCCUAUUACCCUUUUAAAACAGGGUAUUUUCUGCUUGUUUUAUUCCUUAUUUACCAUACUGAUGGUAUACCCUUUUCUACAGUAAUCUGGAAUAUGUUCAUUAAUUUUUUGCCAAUGUAAAAUUAAGUAAAUCAACGUGAAAUCAACACGUCAGUUCUCUAGUAGUGCUCAAAUUAGGGUUUUAUUUGGGAUGCUUUCCUCUUCAAAAGAAUAUGCCAAACUACUGCCUUGUGUGAUUUUUUUUUUUUUAAAGUAUUUUUAACUAAAUGAAUGUGAGUUGUUGUAUGUAAACAUUAUUUAAAACUGUAUGGAAGUGUACAAAUAAAACGUUUUACAACAUUCCUA